Messenger RNA from Prunus persica (peach), 1561 nucleotides. Its product is annotated as G-protein coupled receptor 1. Bases 181 to 1140 code for a protein of 319 amino acids. Gene Ontology annotation, biological process: cell surface receptor signaling pathway; adenylate cyclase-activating G protein-coupled receptor signaling pathway. NCBI's taxonomy places the organism in Eukaryota, Viridiplantae, Streptophyta, Magnoliopsida, Rosales, Rosaceae. The transcript has 9 exons. Gene Ontology annotation, cellular component: plasma membrane. Gene Ontology annotation, molecular function: G protein-coupled receptor activity. The record is from RefSeq and is a predicted model, not a curated record.
UGAAAGUUAAAGCAGCAGAGAAUUGCAUUAAUCACUCGACCAAAGUGACCACUGCCGUCACAACAUAAAUAACAACGUUUUGAAAUUCUAAAUCCACAGACUCGGGCCGAGUAUCUGACUGUAUUGGCGCGAUCGAAUCAUAACAACUACAAGCAGAGAAAGAGAUAGACAGAGAAGAAAAUGGCGGCGACGGGGCAAGUCGCCGGAGGACUGACGGAGUACGAUCGCCAAGUGUUGACCGCAGUCAACGCCGGAGCGGCGAGCCUCUCAUUCGUCGGGUCGGGCUUCAUAGUCCUCUGCUACGUUCUCUUCAAAGAGCUCCGCAAGUUCUCCUUCAAGCUCGUAUUCUACCUCGCCCUCUCUGAUAUGCUUUGUAGCUUCUUCAGCAUGGUUGGGGAUCCAUCCAGAGGAUUUUUCUGUUACUCGCAUGGCUAUAGCACUCAUUUCUUCUGUGUAGCAUCUUUCCUAUGGACUACCACGAUUGCUUUUACCCUCCACCGCACGGUUGUUAGACACAAAACGGAUGUUGAAGAUAUGGAGGCAAUGUUUCAUUUGUAUGUUUGGGGGACUUCACUAGUUAUGACGGUGGUGCGCUCUAUUGGUAAUAACCAUAGCCACCUUGGUACAUGGUGUUGGUCACAAUCAGGGCGUACUGGAAAGGCAAUUCACUUUAUAACAUUUUAUAUGCCACUCUGGGGUGCAAUUCUUUACAACGGUUUUACGUACUUUCAAGUGAUAAGCAUGCUGAAGAAUGCAAGACGUAUGGCAGUCGGCAUGUCAGACCGGGCUUAUCAAUCUGAUGCCAGAGCAGAAAUGAAGGCUUUAAACCGGUGGGGAUACUAUCCCCUCAUCCUGAUAGGAGCAUGGGCUUUUGGCACAAUCAACCGCAUUCAUGACUUUAUUGAACCAGGUCAUAAAAUAUUUUGGCUCUCACUUCUUGAUGUUGGGACAUCUGCACUUAUGGGCCUGUUCAACUCAAUAGCCUAUGGCUUGAACUCCUCAGUGCGACGGGCAAUAUAUGAAAGGUUGGAUCUGUUUUGGCCAGACAGACUUCAAAGAUGGUUCCCAAACAGUUCAAGGUUUAGAAACCAACAGCAAGAGAGUGAACUAGUGGCACUGAAAAUUGAAGAUCAGCACUAGCAAGUUGGACAUAUUUUAUCUGCACCUGCCAAAUUUUUCAACAUUUCCUCAUUAAAAUUUGACUUGGGACGGAAUUAAGAAAUGAAAGAGGAACACAUCGACGUACAUCGAUGCAAAGUCAACUGCACUCAUUUCUCUCUGGCGAUUCGAACACGACUAACAUCUUCAAACUCUACUUGUUCCAUAAUGAGACUGAUUGAAAUUGUUUUGUGAUUCGAACACGACUAACAUCUUCAAACUCUACUUGUUCCAUAAUGAGACUGAUUGAAAUUGUUUUGCGAUAGAUGUGUCCAUAGAGGGUUGUUUCAAGUAGAAGAAUCUUGUGUAGAAGCUGUGAUUGUGCAAAUAUUGACCCAUUAAGCUGUACUAUUUUACCUAUAGAGAAAAGGCUAGAAUGGUCUUUGUCUCGGCAUUUUAUUUC